Messenger RNA from Solenopsis invicta (red fire ant), 1701 nucleotides. Its product is annotated as protein ANTAGONIST OF LIKE HETEROCHROMATIN PROTEIN 1-like. The transcript is spliced from 2 exons. Lineage: Eukaryota; Metazoa; Arthropoda; Insecta; Hymenoptera; Formicidae. The coding region runs from base 256 to 1221 and encodes 321 amino acids. The record is from RefSeq and is a predicted model, not a curated record.
UGAGUAGAAAACGAAUAUUUCGAGAAAAGAGUAAAGUGCAUAAGAAAAGUAUAAUUAAUUAAUAAAGUAAAUGAUUGGAAAAGAUCACAAUUAAGUUGGCACAAAGAAAUACAAAGACGACAAUUAGUAAAAAGUCUCCUACUACAUCUUUUUUUGAAAAGAAAAGAAAAGAAAAAACACCAAUUUUGGGUUCGACCAAUCUUUAUUGAAGAAAGGAGAUUUUAUCAAGGAGAUAGUGACAAUUUAAUUAUAGAGAUGGAAAAUGAUCCUGAAAAAUAUUUUGAAUAUUUGAGAAUGACUAAAGAAUCUUUUAACAAAUUAUUGGAGUUGCUUGAAUCAAAGUUAACCAAACAACAUUUUCUAAGAACUCCAAUAUCGGCCUGUACACGGUUACAAAUCUGUUUAUGUUAUUUAGCGUCAGGUGAUACAAUGCAUUCGAUUUCUUUCGCUUUUCGAGUUGGAUUAAAUACAGUCUCCAAAAUUGUAGCGGAAACUUGCGUAGCUAUUUGGGAUGUUUUAAAAGAAAAAGUUUUUCCUGAUAUAACAGAGGAUUUGUGGAUCCAAAAAGCAGAAGAAUUUGAAGUUUUGUGGGAUUUUCCAAACUGUAUUGGAGCAAUUGAUGGAAAACAUAUUCAAAUUCAGGCUCCACCUAAAAGUGGUUCAACAUUUUAUAAUUAUAAACGUAAUCACAGUAUUGUACUUAUGGCACUUGCGGAUGCCAAUUGUUAUUUUAUAGUUGUUGAUAUUGGAGCCGAAGGAAGACGAAGUGAUGGAGGUAUAUUCCAAAGUAGUGAACUUAAACGUCAAUUAGAAGAGAAACGUUUAAAUAUACCGAAAGCAAGGUUACUUUCAGAUAAAGGUCCUAAUGUACCAUAUAUUAUAAUAGGUGAUGAAGCUUUUGCAUUAUCUAGUUACUUGUUACAUGCGUAUCCACGAAAAACUAAUUUAACUUUAGAUAAAAAAGUAUUUAACUAUCGAUUAAGUCGUGCUCGAAGAACAGUAGAAUGCACUUUUGGUCUUUUAAGUUCGAGAUGGAGAAUUUUUCGAAGACCUAUAGCAACAUCCGUUGAUAAUGCAAUUUCCAUUAUUAAAGCCACAGUUUGUUUACAUAAUUUUUUAAUGACAACUGAUUUUGCACUUCCUAUACAAAAUAGAACUUAUUCUGUUAAUAUUCGUCCAAGAAAUAUAAAUAAAGUUUUACAAAACUCACGAACUUUUUGAUUGAAAAUGAUAUACGUGGAAGUACUGUUCGAAAUAGAUUUAAGGAAUAUUUCAGUACUAUUGGAGCGAUUGAACAACAAUGGGAAAAAGCACAAAAAAAUAAUUUUUAAAAAUUAGGAAACUUGAUAUUCAACUAUUGAUUUUUUCAAGGAUGUAACGGUUCUAAAAUAAACGAUAGGAAGUUACUAUGAUAUAAUACAAUUAGUAAUAAUACUAUUUGUUGAAAUAUUAAUAAUUAGUUGGUUGGAUUAUCAUUUUUCUUCAACUUACUGUCGAUAUUCCAAUGUAUCAUUUAAAAAAGUCAUGGCGUUGUAAUGACGACAAGACGGUUUAAUUUCAUAAGUUUUAGGUAAACCAGCUGUCCCACUUUUUUGUACAAAACUCUCUUUCUUUUUUAUUGUAUUUCUGGCUUUUCUGUAGCAGUCUUUUAGAUAGAGCCAUUUUUUUUCUGCUUCUGCAGCAGAAUAGAAACCUACAAAU